Pseudogymnoascus destructans is the source of this 1914-nucleotide messenger RNA. RefSeq lists its product as uncharacterized. Lineage: Eukaryota; Fungi; Ascomycota; Leotiomycetes; Thelebolales; Thelebolaceae. The transcript is spliced from 4 exons. Bases 249 to 1160 code for a protein of 303 amino acids. The record is from RefSeq and is a predicted model, not a curated record.
AAAUUGGCUGGAUGCAGUUCUCCACUUUUCAGCUUAGUAACUGCAGCUAACUGGUGUUAAAAGAAAUCGUUCGUCGCCAACCUUCGAAACCAAACGCUCAUCACUAACCUUCGAAACCAAACGCUCAUCACCACCCUUCGGAAACAGGUGCUGAUCCUCAAAUCGUUGAAAUUGAAAGUGCUUCAAGAAACACGAAAUCGACAUUCUCGGCUUCAUCAAAUCGUCAAUUUCUGGCCGGAGCUCUAGCCAUGUCUCAAAUGGUACAUCAGAAACUGGAUGAUAUUAGCCAAGCCAUCUGCAAUCUCCGCGAUGUUGGGGAUAGUGUUUUUGACGAGCUACAGACGAAAGUGUCUAAACUCCUGGUUCAGGUUGAGGUUCAAAGGAGCCUAAACGAUAUAGCGCGAAGUAUCCGAGAUGGAAGCGCACUACCCGUUCGGAGGAUCAAUUACAACAUCAAGAAGCUAUCGGAGGACGACGAGGCAUGCCAAGUCCGCUGGUCGGCCUUGCGGAAACUCAAGUGCCCAGAGAUUAUAUUUAGCACGAUGGCUUUUGCAGGAUUGAUCUCUCUGCAUGAUCAACAAUUUGAGUACCUUGUGGAAAAUGUGCCGAACUAUAUGGAGACCCAGGAGCUACCACGUGAUUGGAUUGCACGUGAUCAGAUUAGAAAGGUUGUGGCAAGCACCCCAAGGCGAGAGAAUACCCAGCCAUUUCUACAAGAUUACCAUGGUCUUGAGAUACAGUUAAAUCAAGCUGACGCUUCUAAUUCCAAGAAAGAGAAAGCGGCGCCGAGAAAGCGCAAACGACUUGAAGGCGAUCAGACUCUAUCAGCCAGCGAGGGAACUGAGACAGAACAAAUGCAGAGAAGAGGGUCUGAGACUCGUCAAUUGCCGAUAGUCCAGCAAAGCAGACAAAUUCAAUACAUGUUCUCGAAAGCACCAACUAGCCAGAUAGCCCUCUUGGGUAGCCUACUCUCCAACGCAGUCCAGGCCAGCAAACAAUGGGAGAUAGAAAGGAAGCAAAAAGAACCGACAACAGAAUGCUUGACCACGCUAAUUCCUGAGGGAAAGAAUGAAGAUAUCUCUAUCACUUUAUGGGUCGGCCGUAGAGAGGGACUUCAGGUGCUCGAGCUACUCAAGCUCCAGUGGACUUGGUCAGCUUAACCCAUCCAUGUAUCACUUCAACCUCAAGCCCUUUGGGAACAACAUGUUCCGUGUCUGCUGCAGAAUCGUCGUAUUUCCAGUAUGGCUCCGUGCCUUUCGCUGCCUUGGGAUCAGAGACCCUGAUCAAUGCCCCCCUGCCGAAUAUUGUUCUUUCGUAGUCCACUCCGUCGAAUAUAUGACCGCGUAUAUAUACUUGUUCCUCCAAUAUAUCCCCAAACUAAGAAAAAUCAAAGUUAGAAUCAAACAUGAUUAAAAGGGUGUAAAAACAAACCGUUUCGGACAUGGUCAAUCGCCGUCUCGGUCUUGGCUUGCACGAACAACCGUACCAGCAGUUGUUCAAACUGCGAGGCUUAAUGUAUUGUCCGAUCAAGUAAAUAAGUGUUGCAUUCGAAUCCCAAGUAAGAUCGUAAGCUCACUGUAUCAGUGACUGCUCCUAUCGGAACAACUGUGCACUGAAGAAGGUCGCCCGCCAGUACAUAUGAAGUUCUGCUGGAGAGAGGUGGUCGGGUUGGAUCCUCAAUAUUGAGGUGCGCUUUGGGUUCGAUAGGACGUGAAAUGAGGGGGGUAAUGUCGCGCCGCUUGUGAGCAAGGUAUGACGAAAUAUAUCAUGCGGCUGAUGCAGAACUGCUGUCACUCGGUGUAGGUGGACAAGGUCUACUGGCAAAUAUGGUUGGCCCAGGUAAACCAAGCCAUUAUUGUCGCUCAGGGUGAAUGGUGUUUGAUUCUUAGCUGCACUUCGAGAGGUUAUUCAUGU